This is a messenger RNA of Contarinia nasturtii (swede midge), 4695 nucleotides long. RefSeq names its product serine/threonine-protein kinase N-like. Gene Ontology annotation, molecular function: protein serine/threonine kinase activity; ATP binding. Gene Ontology annotation, biological process: signal transduction; protein phosphorylation. The record is from RefSeq and is a predicted model, not a curated record. The coding region runs from base 79 to 3243 and encodes 1054 amino acids. Lineage: Eukaryota; Metazoa; Arthropoda; Insecta; Diptera; Cecidomyiidae. The transcript is spliced from 13 exons.
AUAGAAGCUCUAGAAAGGAAAGAUGACACACCAAAUGAUAAGCUGCUGAUAUCAUUGGAAAAGCAAUUGAAUAUUGAAAUGAAGGUAAAAAAUGGCGCCGAGAAUAUGAUCCAAUCAAUAAGCGGUGCGCAUCAUGGACGUGAUAAAAAAUUAUUAGCAGAAGCUCAACAGAUGUUAGCCGAUUCAAAAGCAAAAAUAGAAUUUUUGAAGUUACGGAUAUUAAAAGUACGUCGCAACGGUCAAUCCAGCAAAGUAACUGAUGAAAACGGUGAUAGUAGUGGUCGCGAGUUGGAAACAUCACUUGAGGAGCGUAUAGAGGAGCUUUUACAUCGUUUACGAAUCGAAGCAGCUGUUGUCGCUGGUGCCAAAAAUGUGAUACGUAUCCUACAAAAUAAUAAAGUACCCGACAAAAAAGCACUUCAGGAGGCUCAAGAACGAUUAUCUGAAUCGUCGCGGAAAUUGGAUUUGCUGCGUUAUGCGCUGGAAAUGCGACGUCAAGAUUUCCCACCAGAUUCAACCGUUGGUCAGCAAUUGAAACGUGAAUUGCAAAAUGUUCAGGCUUCAAGUCCAGUUCCGGUUGCAUAUACAUCGUUGCAACCAUUUCGGGUUGGUAUUGAGGGCAAGCAAUUUCCAAGCGUGUCAACAAUGGGCCGUUGUGCAUCAAUCACCGGCAAACUGGAAGUAAGACUGAUGGGUUGUCAAGACCUGUUGGAAGAAGUACCCGGACGAUCCCGUCGCGAUAAAGACAACAGUUCGAGUCCCGGCGACUUACGUAGCUUUGUAAAAGGUGUAACCAGUCGUAGUUCAUCGAAAAGUUACAGUGUUAAAGAUGAAACAUCAUCCGAAAUAAUGGCCGUCAUAAAAUUGGAUAAUAUAACAGUGGCACAAACAUCAUGGAAACCAUGUUCACAACAGGCUUGGGAUCAGCGUUUUUCCAUCGACUUGGAUCGAUCACGUGAAUUGGAAAUUGGCAUCUAUUGGCGUGAUUGGCGUUCAUUGUGCGCCGUAAAAUUUUUGCGACUCGAAGAAUUCAUCGAUGACAUUCGACAUGGUAUGGCAUUGCAGCUUGAACCAAAAGGCCUUUUAUUUGCCGAAAUUAAAUUCUUGAAUCCAAUGAUCUCACGAAAACCAAAAUUACAACGGCAACGCAUGAUUUUCAACAAGACACAAGUGAAAAAUAUGCCACGCGCAAAACAAAUGAAUAUUAAUGUGGCUACAUGGGGUCGACUCUUAAAACGGAACACACCAUCGAUACAAAGUCAACCAAGAGGCAAUGAGUCCCAAUCAGCUGUUAGUUCGGCAUCAACACCAACUGAAAUGCCACCAUCAACAAUUCAACCAUUACAAUUAGUUUUCGAGACAUCACCAGAAGAUAUGGAGCCAGUGUUCACGGUCGGUGAAGAUCCUGAUAUAAAUAUUGCUGGUUUAAGUGGUGCAAGACCAUUGGGUAUGCAUGGCGUAACCGCUCUACCACCAGACAGUCCUCAAGUAGCACCACCACAACUACCACAACACAAACCAAGUCCAAAUAACAAUGUUUUACCACCGAAACCAGCACAUUUAGCAGCACAGGCGGCAGCAGCUAGUAGUUUUAGACAAAAGAAACCUCCGAUGCCUUCACCUCCACUCUCAUCGCCACCAACAUCAAAAGUCGAUCAAGAGCGCGCUCAACAAACGAUAAUACCAACAACACCACCGAUUCCGCAGCAACGACCUCAAAUCGUAUUCUCUUCUGAAGUGUAUCAUCGUCCAGUGUUAUCGUUGCCACCGGUUGUUCUAAUGGGAGGAGAUAAUAGUCAAUGCUAUACCAGCAGUCAUAAUCGUAACUCGUGUGGCCCAUUGCAUAUAUCAAUGCCAAGUCCAAUUGUUGAAAUGCCUCCAUCGCCAGCUCCUAAUACAUUGAUGUAUGUCGAAUUUCCGGACGAUGAAGUCGAUGAUGUUAAAAUUAUAGACGUGCAUAAUAUCGUCGAGAUCGUUCAAACGUUCGACAAUUUGAACUUAAAUAAUAAUGCUCAGUAUGUGUCGCCUCCAAUAGUACAGCAACCACAAACACCACAAUAUACUACGCAACAACAGUUGUACCCACAAUUGCCAAGUACCGUCGAUAUUCCAGCGACAAUUCCAAGCCAAGUGGCUGCCACACAAAAUCGACGUCCCCAAGUCGCUCGUAAUCUACAAUACAAAGACAAUGCAUUCGAAACACAACAACAACGCCAACAGCCAACCGUACAACAAAGUGGCUUUACCAUUGACCAAUUUCGAUUGCUUAGUGUUUUGGGCCGAGGUCAUUUCGGCAAAGUUAUUUUGUCACAAUACAAAAAAACUGGCGAAUACUUUGCAAUUAAAGCACUUAAAAAGGGCGAUAUUAUUGUACGGGACGAAGUUGAGUCGUUGCUGAGCGAAAAACGAAUUUUCGAAGUUGCCAACACAAUGCGUCAUCCAUUUUUAGUCAAUUUAUUUGCAUGCUUCCAAACAGAGCAACACGUGUGUUUCGUCAUGGAGUAUGCGGCCGGUGGCGAUUUAAUGAUGCACAUCCAUACCGAUGUAUUUAAUGAACCUCGUGCAGUAUUUUAUGCAGCAUGCGUUGUGCUUGGUCUUCAAUAUUUGCACGAAAGUCGAAUUAUCUACCGUGAUUUGAAGCUUGAUAAUUUGCUAUUAGAUACUGAGGGAUAUGUUAAAAUUGCCGAUUUUGGUUUGUGCAAAGAGGGAAUGGGCUAUGGCGAUCGAACUGGCACAUUCUGUGGUACACCCGAAUUUUUGGCACCAGAAGUGCUUACCGAAACAUCCUAUACACGAGCUGUCGAUUGGUGGGGUCUUGGCGUACUCAUUUUUGAAAUGCUUGUCGGAGAGUCACCAUUCCCUGGAGACGAUGAAGAAGAAGUCUUCGAUUCAAUUGUUAAUGAUGAAGUUCGAUAUCCACGAUUUUUGUCAUUAGAAGCCAUUGCUAUAAUGCGUCGAUUACUCCGUAAGAAUCCAGAGCGAAGACUUGGCUCAUCUGAACGCGAUGCUGAAGAUGUAAAGAAACAAGCAUUCUUUAGGCACAUUCUAUGGGACGAUUUACUAUUGAGAAAAGUUAAACCGCCAUUCGUGCCAACAAUUCGACACAUGGAAGAUGUUUCAAACUUUGAUGAAGAGUUUACAUCGGAGAAACCGCAAUUAACGCCGCCAAAAGAGCCACGUCAUAUGACCGAUGAAGAGCAGGGAUACUUCAAAGAGUUCACUUAUACGGCAGAUUGGUGUUAGCAAUGUUUAAUUUCCUUGAAGAGGCAAAAUAAUGGCAACACGAAUUCUUUACGAAAUUUGACUUGGUUCAACAAUACAUAUUCAAGAAAAUUGAUUAUAUAGUUAAAAAUUAGUAUUUAUUUAUUUUUUAAUAUAUAUAUAUAUGCAAAAUAAAAAGCGCUCAGAAUGAAUGUUUCAACAAAUAAAUAAGCAAAAUAGACAAUCGUUGUACGGUUGCAAUCAGUUGUCAAUUACAAAUUGAUAUUCGGACUGACAAACGACUGAUUAACGAUGGUGGAAUUUAAAAUCGAUUGAGAGAAUAAUGUGGGAGGUCGACAGAGAAAUAUAUUCAUACACGUUCGUUUGGAGAAAAUGGCUUAGUAAGAGCCGGCGGCAAUGCAGAGAUCAAAAUCCACAAAUACAUAGGCAGCAAAUAAAAUAAGAGCAGCUAAUAAUGAUAGAUUUUAGUACUAUAAUCUUAAAUGCGAAAUGGAAUUGAUGCGGAACAAUUAUUGUGAAUGCAAAAGAAUACGAAGAGAUACAUAUUUUUUAUUGAAAUAUACCAAUCAAACAAAAUUAGUGCCCGAACACAUAGAAUGUUUUGUGAUUAUUUUUUAUGUGUUUUUUUUCUCGUUAUGUGCCUGAAGCAGCGGAAGAGCACACAACAUCGCAUCAUUUUGUCAUUCAUGUUAUUUGAUAAUUCAAUUGUAAAAAAAAAAUAUAUUUAUAUUAACAGAGAAGAGAAAACAACAACAACAUAGAAAAUUAACUAAGAGAUAUUAGAUUCAUGAUAUAAGAUUUCAUAAAUGUUACAAUGUGUCUUUUUUUUGGAAAUGGAAAAUAUUGAAUUGAUCAUCAACAAACAAAACACAAUACGUUUUUUGCUGAUUUUGUUUCUCAAACACAAUUGUAACACGUUCGCUACUCAUUAGAAAAUUUGAAUUACUUAAGAAACAACAAAAUAAUUAUAUACAAAUGCGUGCUAGAUUUUGUAGACAGUAAAUUUGUCAAAAACAUUUAUUUAAAAAAAAAGAUUACACAUUUUUUUGCUCUAGUAAAUUUGGUUAGAUUUAAAUGAAAAAAAGGAAACAAGUAAACAAAUAAACAAAUAGAAAAUAAGAGUAUUUUUUCGCCCAAUUUAUUCUUAGAAAAUUUACACCAAGAUAUCGGUAUGCAGAGAAACACUAAAUAGUAAGCUUCCUAGAAAUUUCUUAUCACCGACGCAAAAAUUUAACAACAUUUUGAUAUUAUUUUAUUUUCCAAAAAAAUUUGGAAACUGUUCAAUUCUAUUGAAUGAAAAGGCCAAUCUUCAUUUCUUUCUUUUAAACAAAAUAAAAAAUACACUGUCUUCUCGAUAUUUAAGUUGUUGGUCAUAAUAUAAAUCUUCCACGGUUUCAAAUUGAACGAGAUUUAUAUAGAAUUAUUACAGUGUAUUUAACACAUUAAAUAAAAGAAAAACCACACUGAAUCAAA